Williopsis jadinii is the source of this 1023-nucleotide messenger RNA. RefSeq names its product cAMP-dependent protein kinase catalytic subunit TPK3 (gene TPK3). Gene Ontology annotation, cellular component: cAMP-dependent protein kinase complex; nucleus. The transcript has a single exon. NCBI's taxonomy places the organism in Eukaryota, Fungi, Ascomycota, Saccharomycetes, Phaffomycetales, Wickerhamomycetaceae. The record is from RefSeq and is a predicted model, not a curated record. Bases 1 to 1023 code for a protein of 340 amino acids. Gene Ontology annotation, molecular function: cAMP-dependent protein kinase activity; ATP binding. Gene Ontology annotation, biological process: peptidyl-serine phosphorylation.
AUGGCGCUGAGGAACUCGAGCUCGCAGAGCAUCAGCAAGCUGCCCGCAAAGUCGUCGGUGUCGAAGGGCAAGUAUGGGCUGAAAGACUUCGAAGUGCUGAGAUCGUUGGGAACGGGCUCCUUUGGACGAGUCCACCUGGUGCGCUCAACGCACAACGGCAGAUUCUAUGCGAUGAAAGUGUUGAAAAAGGAUAGGGUUGUGAAGAUGAAACAAGUUGAACACACGAACGACGAGAGAAGGAUGCUUUCCCUGGUGGAACACCCCUUCAUCAUCAGAAUGUGGGGCACGUUCCAGGACUCCCAGCAGCUGUUUAUGAUUAUGGAUUACAUCGAAGGUGGUGAGCUGUUUACGCUGUUGAGGAAGUCCCAAAGGUUCCCAAACCCUGUGGCGAAGUUCUACGCCGCGGAGGUGUGUCUUGCGUUGGAGUACCUCCACGAGCACACCAUCAUUUACAGAGAUUUGAAGCCUGAGAACAUCCUACUGGAUAGAAAUGGCCAUAUAAAGCUCACAGAUUUUGGCUUUGCUAAAGAGGUCAGAGACGUUACCUAUACGCUCUGUGGAACGCCAGAUUACAUAGCACCGGAGGUUGUCGCUACGAAACCGUAUAACAAGUCUGUGGACUGGUGGUCCUUUGGAAUCCUGAUAUUUGAAAUGUUGGCAGGCUACACCCCCUUUUAUGACUCUUCACCUAUGAAGACGUAUGAAAAUAUCCUUGCCGGCAACGUUAAGUACCCUGAAUUCCUACACCCAGAUGCCCUUGAUCUGUUGAAAAGACUGAUAACAAAGAACUUGAGUGAACGGUUGGGUAAUUUACAAGGAGGCACAGAGGAUGUGAAGAGACACCCUUGGUUUUCAGAAGUUGUUUGGGAGAGAUUACUAUCAAGAGACAUUGAAACGCCGUAUGAACCACCAAUUCAACCAAACACCGGUGACACAUCACAGUUUGAUAGAUAUCCAGAAGAGGAUACAAACUAUGGAGUUGGUGGCCCGGAUACGUACGGCCAUCUCUUCCCAAACUUUUGA